AUUGCGCAGGAGAAAUACAAAUGUUGUCACUGCCGAUUAUUAAUUUUAGAAUCCGUGAUAACUAGAGCUUUCAGUCAUAUUUUUGUUUAUAAGAAAACAUCAUUCUCUUCAUGAGGGACAAGCAGCUGCUCCGUCUUCUUUCCUGAAUGGGAUUACUCAGCGCCAUUCAGAUUUCCUUAAGGACCGCAAGAUGCCGUUUGUGCCAACUUCCCACAUCCAAGUCAUGGUUUUCCACAAAAUCCACCCCACUAGGGGGCAAAAACAUUCUGCUGAUGGGUCCGCCCGGAGCAGGGAAGACAACAGUUGGGAAAAUUGUGGCCAACAAACUGGGCCUGCCCGCCUUAGACGUCGAUGACGAUGUCUUAGAGCCGGCAUGGAAGAUGCCGGUUGCAGCCAAGUUAGCAGAGCUCGGAGGAAGACGUUUCCUGGAGGAGGAAGGCCGGACUUUGAGCAAUUUCUCUGCAUCUGGGUGCAUCGUUUCCCUGACAGGCUCCAAUCCCCUUCAUGGCGAAGCUAUGCAGCACUUGAAGCAGAACGGGGUCGUGGUUUACCUGGACGUGGACAGCCGGGACAUCAUGGAGAGACUCGGCAGGAUGGAGGUUAACCGGAUAGUGGGCCAAGAAGACGGGGUGUCCAUGAGAGACAUUUUGCUGUACAGGAAGCAGAUCUAUGAGAAAUGGCUGGAUGUGAGGGUGUUUUGUGGGAUGGGAGACACAGUGGAGGAAGUGGCAGAGAAGGUUUUGAAGGCAGUGGAGAGAUAUCUGGAACACGAUGAGGAGACUUAUGCUUCAACCCGGAGUGGCGGCUCAGAAUCACCCGAUCGAAAAACAUAUUUCAGUGAUGUGGUUAUAGAGGGCCUGGCUGCAGAUGGAGGUCUUUAUGUUCCCAAGAAAGGCUUUCCAGACGUUCCUAAAGGCGAAUGGCUCAGAUUAAUUUCCAUGUCAUACCCAGAGAGAGCUUCUGUUUUGCUGGAAAAGUGCAUCCACCCGCUGGACGUCUCUCCUCUGGACCUCAGGAGUAAUGUAUUUAAGGCAUAUGGAGACAAUUUUUCCAGUGACAGAGUUGCUCCUGUGAAGCAUCUUGUUAAAAAUCAAUACAUCCAAGAGCUUUUCCACGGUCCAACCGCCUCGUUUAAAGACCUCGCCUUGCAGUUGAUGCCCCAACUCUUCGCCCACUGCCUCCCACCAAUGUGUAACUUCCUCAUCCUGGUCGCCACGUCCGGGGAUACAGGCAGCGCCGUCCUGAGCGGCUUCAGCCGACUGAGCGGCGCCGACAGACACCGAACAGGAGUGUUGGUGUUUUUCCCAGAAGAAGGAGUGAGUGAGGUCCAGAAGCUGCAGAUGACGAGCUUCAGGGAAGGGAACGCCAGAGCAGUUAGCGUCCUGUCAGACUUUGACUUCUGUCAGAAGAGCAUCAAGAGGAUGUUUGGCGAGUCGGGGCUGAUCGGGCAUCUCGCUGUGGAGUACGGCACCGUCCUCAGCACCGCCAACUCCAUCAACUGGGCACGGCUAUUACCUCAGGUUGUUUAUCACUCUUCCUGCUAUUUGGAUCUGUGCAGAGACGGUGUGAUUAACUUUGGAGAUCCUCUGGAUGUUUGUAUUCCUACUGGGAACUUCGGUAAUGCCAUGUCAGCGUUGUACGCCAAGCAAAUGGGCAUCCCGAUAAGAAAAGUCAUCUGUGCGUCCAACCACAACCGAGUCGUGUCGGACUUCCUCUCCACAGGCCAGUACGACCUCCAGGGUCGCCCCCUGCUGCUCUCCCACUCCCCCGCCAUAGACAUCUUGAAGUCCUCCAACCUGGAGAGGUUCAUCCACCACGUCUCAGGAGGAAACAGCUGCCUGGUCGACGACCUCUUCACUCACUUAGACGCGCAGAAACGCUUCCAGCUUCCUGAGGGUCUCCUCGGCAGGAUGCAGCAGGAGGUGCAGGCCGGCUGGUGCUCUGAGGAGGACUGCUUGGCCGCCAUCCAGGAGCUCCACAUUCAGACGGGAUACCUGAUGGAUACGCACACCGCCGUGGCGAAAGUGGUGGCCGAUCGGCUGCAGGAUGGAUCGUGCCCCACGGUGCUCUGCUCCACUGCGCACUACGGGAAGUUUGCUCCCGCCGUGUUCAAAGCUCUUCGGAUCCAGAAUGUUCCUCCGGAUCCCGUGGAGCAGCUGGAGCAGCUGGGAGCGGCCGCGUCCGAACCGGCAGCACACGGAGAGAUGAUGAGACGCCUGAGGCAGAGAGGCGGGAGCGGACGCAGAGCUCUUCAGGCAGAUUACAGCGUUCUGGUGGAGGAGGUGGAGAGCAUGAUGCAGGACUCCUUCCUCAAAGUGGCAUAGAUACUCCCAGCUUUACCUUAAAGCUGCAGCGUGUAACUUUUAUAAAGAAUCUAUUUGUUCCACAUAUGUUAAAACUGCCGCCAUGUCCUGACAGUUUAACAUGAGACGGAUAAUCUGUGAAAAGGUUUAACUCUUCAACCUCCUCCCUGAGCUACGAAUGUAGUCUGAAGAAAUGCUUCGUUCCCGACCAAAAACAACCGGUCAGAGCCAGGAGGAGGGGCUUAGCGCUGUUAGUCAAGCUUGUGAAUAUGUUGCUAACUGUGCUAAUGACAGAGAAACAACUUACCGUUACAGGAAAACCGUUUAUCCGCUGUUUAACCAGCAAUCAGAAAAUAUGUUUCUGUUACAUGACAGAUGUAAUAUAAUGGGUUUAAAUGUUUCCCAUGUGUUUUUCUUCUCUGAAAAACAGCAGCAAUAAAUCUCAGGCUCUGAAAGGAGUGAAGGGAUUAUUUACAUCCACAAGGGGGCGUCCUGAACUGUCUUACAUUAAAGACUGAGCAUGAAAGAGAAUUAAACCCAACAGUAUUGUUUUAGUGUAAUGUGGAAAAUAUGACAUCAGUUACAGACAGAAAAUGUAAAUUUUAACACUGUUUGUGGUUUGUGAUGGUAUAAAAAUAUAAUAAGCUCUUUGCUUGCUUGUGUUCUGUAUUGUUCAAUGAAUUGAGCAACUGCUAUGCUAACAGAUGACAUGAUGCAACAGUCCAGCUGACAGGAAGUUGCCACACUGAGCUGUUGUCUUGUAUAAUAAAACACAUUGUGUUGUUUUAUGCCA
Molecule: messenger RNA, 3096 nt
Organism: Poecilia latipinna (sailfin molly)
Lineage: Eukaryota; Metazoa; Chordata; Actinopteri; Cyprinodontiformes; Poeciliidae
Gene: thnsl1
Product: threonine synthase like 1
Exons: 3
Coding region: 147-2324 (725 amino acids)
Biological process (GO): amino acid metabolic process
Cellular component (GO): cytoplasm
Molecular function (GO): pyridoxal phosphate binding
Source: RefSeq, a predicted model, not a curated record